AUGGUUGGAGGUGGCGGCAGUAAUUCCGAUAUCUCCUUUGCUGGCACUUUCGCCAGUAGUGCUUUCUCUGCAUGUUUCGCUGAGAUAUGUACUAUUCCUCUGGACACUGCCAAAGUUAGGCUUCAGCUUCAAAAGCAAGCUGUAGCCGGUGACACGAUAAACUUACCUAAAUAUAAGGGUAUGCUGGGAACAGUUGGAACCAUUGCUAGGGAAGAAGGUCUUUCAGCACUCUGGAAGGGAAUUGUGCCAGGGUUACACCGUCAAUGUUUGUAUGGAGGUCUAAGAAUUGGGUUAUACGAGCCUGUUAAGAAUUUGUAUGUUGGGAAAGAUCAUGUUGGAGAUACUCCAUUGACGAAAAAAAUUCUUGCUGCAUUAACAACUGGUGCUGUAGCAAUUGCCGUGGCGAAUCCUACCGAUCUCGUGAAAGUUAGACUUCAAGCAGAAGGAAAAUUGCCUCCUGGCGUGCCAAGGCGCUACACUGGAUCAUUGAAUGCUUAUUCAACAAUUGUGAAACAGGAGGGAGUCAGAGCACUUUGGACUGGCAUUGGCCCCAAUGUCGCAAGAAAUGCUAUCAUUAAUGCUGCUGAGCUAGCCAGCUAUGAUCAAGUGAAAGAGACCAUUUUGAAAAUUCCAGGAUUCACUGAUAAUGUUGUUACGCAUCUUCUUUCUGGUCUUGGGGCGGGUUUUUUUGCAGUCUGUAUUGGCUCCCCAGUUGACGUGGUGAAGUCAAGAAUGAUGGGAGAUCCUAGUUACAAAAGCACCAUUGAUUGUUUCGUCAAAACAUUAAAAAAUGAUGGACCUUUAGCCUUUUAUAAGGGAUUCAUACCAAAUUUCGGACGGCUAGGAUCUUGGAAUGUGAUCAUGUUUUUAACUCUAGAACAGACUAAAAAGUUUGUCAAAAGUUUGGAAUCAGCCUGA
Messenger RNA from Vicia faba (fava bean), 918 nucleotides. The record is from the annotation of a GenBank genome assembly. Lineage: Eukaryota; Viridiplantae; Streptophyta; Magnoliopsida; Fabales; Fabaceae.